AAAGAGGAAGGUAGGAGACAGAAGAGAAAGGGCAAAGGAAGGAGAAUAGGGGUGUUCCCAUGUCCCUAAGUCCCCAGAACUGACAAGAGCCAGCGUCACGCUGAGCACAGCACAUGUCCAUCUGCACACAGUCCCCAGAAGUUUGGGUAGGGCAGUACACCCGCCUGCUGCGAGGGAACUGGGUGCAGAGUGGGUUCAUCUGGUGGCAUGCAGGAAGUGCUGUGUCUGCCCUCGACUUGGGUUUCCUUUCCAGGGAGAAAAGCUGAGCUAUGAAGAACAGGAGCUGAACCCGCCCCAGCAGGCAGCUGGGCAGGGAGGGACCUUCACCUCACACCUCAUUCCCACAGUGUAACACAGCACAGAGGACCCAGCGCUGGACCGGGUAGUCACUGCUCUGCUUAGAGAAAUGGGGUGUCCUGCCCUUCGGGCCCUUGUAUCCCUGCUCUGCCUCUGCCCCUCGCUGAUCUUGGGCCAGGAGGGAGGCACCUGUCCAGGUGAGAUGGGCCUGCUCAGCUGUGUUGACACUGCACACGCACAUAUAUGUGCACGUGCAAGGUGCAGGACGCCUCCAGCAUGCAUUCGUGGCAACAAGCGGUGGAAUGAGAGGAGUCAGCCUGGGAACACCUCUGGUGCCUGGCUGGCACCAAAUGACCUUCUUCAGGAAUGGGUGGUGCAAGAGAGGGUGUUCUUUAGCAGUACCCUGAGGUCUCACCCUCUUCUGUUCUGUACAGAUGUGAAGAUUGUGGGUUUGGGGGCUCAGGAAAAGGUGGCCAUCAUCCAAAGUUGCCCUGUCUUUGCUGGCCUACCAGGGCCCAAAGGAGAGCCUGGCAGCCCUGCUGGAAGAGGACAGCGGGGGCCCCCAGGCAGCCCAGGGAAGAUGGGACCAGCUGGCAACAAAGGAGAGCCAGGAGAUAUAGGACCCCCUGGAGACAGAGGGGAAAAAGGCGCCAAGGGAGCUUCAGCCUCACUGGGGGAAAAGGAGCUGGGGGACAUGCUGUGCCAGACAGGAGCCCGGAGCUGCAAGGAUGUGUUGGCUCAGGGGAACUUCCUAACUGGGUGGUACACCAUCUACCUCCCUGACUGCCGGCUGCUGACUGUACUGUGUGACAUGGAUGUGGACGGCGGAGGCUGGACUGUUUUCCAGAGACGAGUGGAUGGCUCUGUUGAUUUCUUCCGGAACUGGGAAUCCUACAAAAGAGGUUUUGGAAACCUGGGCACAGAGUUCUGGUUGGGCAAUGACUACCUAUACCUGAUCACAGCCAAAGGGAACCAUGAGCUCCGGAUUGACCUGAGGGAUUUUCAAGGUGAAGCCUCUUAUGCCAAGUACAGCUCGUUCCAGGUGUCCGGAGAACAGGAGAAAUACAAGCUGGUCCUGGGGCAAUUUGUUGGAGGCACUGCAGGAGACUCCCUGGCGAAACACGGGGACAUGCCCUUCACAACCCAUGACCAGGACAAUGACAUGAACAGUGAGAAAAAUUGUGCAUCUGUGUUCCAAGGGGCCUGGUGGUACAAAAACUGCCACCAAUCCAACCUCAACGGACGCUAUCUGCCUGGCUCCCACGAGAGCUAUGCAAAUGGCAUCAACUGGCUGACUGGCCGGGGCCCCAACUACUCCUACAAGGUGUCUGAGAUGAAGAUCCGGUCAGUCUAGGCCACAAGAGGACCAACCAGCUGGCCUGCACCUCCACCCCUGCAGCUGUGGAUGGAUGUGCUGGGGUUGGAGGUAGAGACACUGAAAGAGAUCACAUGAAGCUGAAGCCCAUGCUGUCUGUGUUGUGCUGUCUGCUGUGUGCCCCUCACUCCUUCCUGGACACUGUCCAGCAUGUGACCAGUGUGUAAGAACUACUGCUGCCUGGCAUUAAUAAAGAUUGGGAAAGCACGGUAGAAACCUGAGACCCAGCAGAGGGCCUGAUAGGGCAGAGCCCAGGAGGUGUGUGCAGGUAGAAGGAGACCCCCAGACAUCUUUGCCAGCCUUGAAACUGAGAUCCAGUGGGCCACUAAAACCACCAAUUCCCAGACCACCAGAGAGGAGAGAGGAAGGAGACAUCCAGAUCUUUCAAGGGCCUACUUCCAGAAGUAGACCCUCGGCAAGGAUGGAGAGGUA
Molecule: messenger RNA, 2104 nt
Organism: Castor canadensis (American beaver)
Lineage: Eukaryota; Metazoa; Chordata; Mammalia; Rodentia; Castoridae
Source: RefSeq, a predicted model, not a curated record